This is a messenger RNA of Microthlaspi erraticum, 714 nucleotides long. The record is from the annotation of a GenBank genome assembly. Lineage: Eukaryota; Viridiplantae; Streptophyta; Magnoliopsida; Brassicales; Brassicaceae.
AUGGUGAAACAAGAACGUAAGAUCCAAGUCACCACUUCCUCCCCGUCACUGUCUCAAUCUUCUUCUUCUUGUUCCUCGCUGACAUUGCAUCAUCAACCUUGUAAGAACAAGAUAAAGAAAUACAAAGGAGUGAGGAUGAGAAGCUGGGGAUCAUGGGUUUCUGAGAUUAGGGCACCAAAUCAAAAGACAAGAAUCUGGUUAGGCUCUUACUCAACCGCAGAAGCAGCUGCUAAGGCUUACGACGCUGCUCUCUUGUGUCUUAAAGGCCCUAAAGCCAAUCUCAACUUCCCCCACAUCACUACUACUUCUCCAUUUCUUAUUGACAUCGAUGAAAAGACCCUUUUGUCCCCCAAAUCCAUCCAAAAGGUCGCCGCUCAAGCCGCCAACUCCAUCUCUUCUGACUCUUUUGCCCCUCCUUCCUCCUCCAACGAUGAUGAUGAUCAUGAUGAUGGUCUUCAUCACCAUCCAUCUCCAUCUUCUUCACCUACGUCUUCACCGCCAGAUGAUCAUCAUAGUGACGAUGAUUUGGUAUCAUUAAUGGAAUCAUUUGUGGACGAACAUGUGUCAUUGAUGGAUCCAUCAUGGUAUGAUCAUAAUGAGAUGUUCUUCAUCAACGAAGCUUCGUUUGAUUAUUCUCCACAAUUAAUUAGCUCGAAGACAACGAUGGAUGACUUCUACGACGAUGCUGAUAUUCAGCUAUGGAGUUUCAGUUGA